Gavialis gangeticus (Gharial) is the source of this 874-nucleotide messenger RNA. RefSeq names its product ADP ribosylation factor like GTPase 3 (gene ARL3). Gene Ontology annotation, molecular function: GTP binding; GTPase activity. The record is from RefSeq and is a predicted model, not a curated record. The transcript is spliced from 7 exons. Gene Ontology annotation, cellular component: cytoplasm; microtubule cytoskeleton. Lineage: Eukaryota; Metazoa; Chordata; Crocodylia; Gavialidae. The coding region runs from base 109 to 657 and encodes 182 amino acids. Gene Ontology annotation, biological process: cilium assembly.
UUGCGUGCCUGCGUCACCGCGGCGGCGGGGGGGGCGGUGACGUGAGACGUCAGCGGCGCCGGCGUGCAUGACGCAGUUGCCCAUGGUAACCCGGGAGCCGCGUAGAGGAUGGGUUUACUGUCAAUCCUGCGCAAACUGAAGAGCGCGCCAGACCAGGAGGUAAGGAUCCUUCUCCUGGGGCUGGACAAUGCUGGCAAGACCACGCUUCUGAAACAGCUGGCGUCCGAAGACAUCAGCCACAUCACACCGACACAGGGCUUUAACAUUAAAAGCGUACAGUCCCAAGGCUUCAAGCUGAACGUCUGGGACAUAGGCGGACAAAGGAAGAUCCGGCCGUACUGGAGGAACUAUUUUGAAAAUACUGAUGUCCUUAUCUAUGUCAUUGACAGCGCAGAUAGAAAGAGGUUUGAAGAAACGGGUCAGGAGCUGGCCGAGCUCUUGGAUGAGGAAAAGCUCAGUGGAGUCCCUGUGCUCAUAUUUGCUAACAAGCAGGAUUUGCUUACGGCUGCCCCUGCUUCCGAGAUCGCCGAGGGACUGAACCUGCACACAAUCCGCGACAGAGUCUGGCAGAUCCAAUCGUGUUCGGCCCUCACAGGGGAGGGAGUGCAGGACGGCAUGAACUGGGUCUGCAAAAACGUCAACGCCAAGAAGAAAUAAAAUAAAGUGCAGCAAGUUGCGUGGACGCCGGAGGAGCUGCAGGAGGCACAAGUCUGUCCUGAAAACACUAAUUUGCUGCUUUCUGACCAAAUGUUUUUCCAUCUGUGCACAGCUACAGCUGUUAAAAGGGAACCACAGUUAAACCGAUUGCUGGAAUUGGAACUCGACCUGCUCUUUAGCCUAUUCUUUUGCCCAAUAAAGGAACUGCAAUUCUCCA